Molecule: messenger RNA, 1162 nt
Organism: Onthophagus taurus
Lineage: Eukaryota; Metazoa; Arthropoda; Insecta; Coleoptera; Scarabaeidae
Source: RefSeq, a predicted model, not a curated record
UCCUUUUUAUAUGCAAAUAACUUCUGUCAAGUUUAAUGAGCGAACCGAUCUGUUUACGUUUUUGUGGAGUUAACCCCAAGUUUUAUUAAUUAUUAAUCACCCUAAUCAUCAUUUUAAACGUUAUUAACGACCACUAUGUAUCUAUUCAAUUAAAAUAUAUAACAAAAGAUUAUGUUUAACGUUGCGGAAAUGAAAGGAAUCAAUAACACUGUUGAGAAUUGAUGUGAUAAAAGAAAGUAGAAAAUAUAAAAAUGAGGCGAUAUGAAAAAGGGGAAUCCUCAAAAAAAACAAAUCCGACGACUUCGGAUGAAAAUGAACGUCCUUUAAAAAAAGCUAAAUAUGUAUGGCAAUUGAAAGGGAAGUAUCAUUUAAAAGAUAAAUACUCCUCUCAAAAUGAAAUUUCCACCUCGAAAUCAAACGAAAACGUUAAUAAAAUAAAUCAAUCUCCCGUUAAGCCGGUUUUAACCGAAAAAUCCGACGAUAAAUGCACAAAAUGCAUCAAUAGUUUAAUCGCUCAUUCAAAUAAUUUUCUACGAGAUGAUUCAAGCGACCACGAAGACAUUCCAAUUACGAUGGUUCGACCACGGCGUGAAAAUCACGAUGAUUUUUUACAAAAAUGGCAAGCAAGACAGGUUGCUAAAAGUUUUAUCGAUAAUACGAUCAAUACUAUUUUGGAGCAGUGGAAAUUAGCACCUACAGAAGCAAAUGAUUUUGUUGAAAAUAAUUGUGAUAGCGGUCAGGUGGAAGAUGAAGGGAUAAUGAUGGCGAUUCAAUCGCAUGGGUUGCAAUCCAACAAUUCAAGGCACAAUACACGAAACUAUUUUGAUUCAUGUGAAAAUAUAAGUGAUUAUCAACAGGAAUCAACAGAAAAUUAUCAAAAUAAGCAAUUUGAGGGGGUUGAUGAAUUAAACGGGGUUAGUAAUACCGUUGAAACCGAUCAAGUUGAGUUUUUAAGCACAGCCGUUACAAUGGCAAUACAAAAUAAAGGGUUAUCUUCUUAUAGUUAUGGAUAAAAAAAAAUACUAAAAUUGUGUAUUUGCCAUUGUGGUGACCGAUAUGUUAUUUACAAUUAUUUAAAUUAAUAUACAUUUAAACUAGUGUAAAGCUUUAGUACUUUUUAAUUUUGUUUAAUUUGGUACAUUAAAAAGAUUAAAAUGAAAAA